AUGUCCCGAGUGACAGCCGACCUUCAGGUGCUCCGUCUUGAGGAUGCGCUGUCCAAGAUGCGACGAAAGUACGACUUGGCAGUUGCUGGUCGACGAGAGAGUGAGGAAAAGGUGGAGGAGUUCCGUGGCAUGCUGGCCAAGGUCCGUAGUGAGGCCAAGAAUCGCCUGGACAAGGGCAAGGAUCACUCGGCGCUUAAGGAAGUGGCAGAGAAGAGAGAGACGGCUUUGAAGAACCUGAAGAACAAGGUCGGCCAUCUCGAGGCACAGGCUAUGACGGCUCUCGCUGCAAACGAGGCUCGUGAUGCUGACAUCAGGCUGUUGAUGGAGCAGUAUGCCACAGAGAAGCAGUCGUGGGUGGCAGAGGUCGCCAUGCUCCGCGAGUACAUCGAGAAGGAUCAAAAGAUGCGCGAGCACAUCUACAACCGCAACAUGCGCGUCGCUGAGCAGGUCGAUGGCGCUGGGCCGGGUGGGCCGCGUGCGGCUGGCGCUCAGUCCGGCGUUGGCAAGGGGACCGUCAAGGAGCAGCUCGAGCUGCACAAGUGGAAGCAGGGCGUGAAGGACGUCUCGCACAUGAACACCAUUGAUCGUGCUCUCGAGCGCAUCAAGACCAUCAUGUGCGUCGACGACCUCGACGAGGCUGUCGCCAAGUUUGUCGCCGCUGAGGAGACGCAGGACCACUUUCUCAACGCCAUCAACGAGCUCCACGCCCGCAAGUCCGAGAUCGAGCAGACCAACGAGGCUCUUCGCGAGCAGCUCAACACUAUUCAAACGGCAGACUACCUCGGCAAGUCGGAUCACAAGCGGACAAAGGUGCUCGAGACAAAGCUGUACCAGGCCGAGGUUGUCCGCGAGAAGCUCCUCCAUGACCACAUGGCGCUCAAGAAGCUGUUCAACCAGGUCAUGCAGGGCAUCUCGGAGCUGUGCGCAAAGUCCGGCGCCAUCGGCAAGGGUGACGAGUACCUGUACAAGCAGGGCAUCGCCGAGUCCAACGUCAUGACCUACCUCGGACUCGUCGAGGAGCGCCUCCUCGACCUCAUCCACCACCCGGCCGUUGCCCGCGCCCAGCAGCAGGCCGUUAUCCAGGCUCAGGGCGGGUAUUCCAACUCGCUCAUGGGUUCCAUGGUCAUGGGCAACACCUUAUCGCCACGUCUUGGCUCUCCCUCGCGCCUCUCUAGUCGCCACUCGUUCGACGCCCAGUACGAAGCGCUCAUGACCACCUCGCCGCGUGGCAUCGACAGCACCGUGUUGGACGACUCGCUGCAGCUGAUUGACUCGGACGACUCGCUCAACGAGUUCAACUCGUCGCGGCGUGACUUUGCUAUCUCGCGCUCCGACCUUGGCGGCCGCGCCGCCUCCGCCUCUGCCGUCGUCCCGCUCACCCGUCGCGAGCUCAAGCGAUCUGCUGAGCAGCAGCUCCGCUCUGCCGCCCGCAAGAUGCCGUCGUCCAGCCGCGGCACCGCAGCAUCGGCCUCCAACAUCGCCUCCGGCCGAGCCACUCUCGCUGCCUCCUCCGCCGACGCGCCCAUCCGCGGCAAGCUCACUCCCACUCCCAACCAGCCCUUCCACAAGUCGUACUCGAUGGGCGCCGAGCUGCCCCCCAUCAACGAGACGAAGCAGCAGUCUGUCUCGCGUCUGUUGUCCUGA
Molecule: messenger RNA, 1644 nt
Organism: Thecamonas trahens ATCC 50062
Lineage: Eukaryota; Apusomonadida; Apusomonadidae
Exons: 2
Coding region: 1-1644 (547 amino acids)
Source: RefSeq, a predicted model, not a curated record